Heterobilharzia americana is the source of this 2852-nucleotide messenger RNA. The record is from the annotation of a GenBank genome assembly. NCBI's taxonomy places the organism in Eukaryota, Metazoa, Platyhelminthes, Trematoda, Strigeidida, Schistosomatidae.
AUGUUGGAUGUUGAAAGUGUACAGCGAACUUUGGUUUGUAGGUCACUGCAAGGAUUAGCAGCGGAUUGCCGUGGCACUGUAAAACUUGCACUAUCCUUUUCAUUCUCUACAGCAAACUGGUUGUCACACGCAUACUGCUCGUUAUUCCAACUUUUUAUCACCAGGAUGAACGUGAGAAACGCCAGGCCUAAUGAUUUAUUGAAUAUGAGGGACUGCAAUCUGGACUGCUUACCUGAAAACUACCAAAUGAAGUACUACUUCUACCAUGGACUAUCUUGGCCACAGUUAUCUUAUGUUGCAGAAACUGACAACGGAGAGAUUGUAGGUUAUGUUCUGGCUAAAAUGGAGGAAGAUCCAGAGGAUGUUCCAUAUGGACAUAUAACUUCUUUGGCUGUUAAAAGACCCUAUAGACGACUGGGUAUUGCUCAAACCCUUAUGAAUCUGGCCUCAAGAGCUAUGGUGGAAAACUUUCAUGCCAGAUAUGUCUCAUUACAUGUUCGGAAAAGUAACAGAGCUGCACUUACGCUGUACACAAAGACGCUACAGUUCGUAGUGUCAGAUAUCGAACCUAAAUACUAUGCAGAUGGUGAAGACGCUUACGCUAUGAAAAGAGAUCUGAAGACAUUGUGGGAUAAGUAUGGUCCUACAGAUAUUCCUUUCAAGGAAACAAAAGGCAAAAACACCUAAUGAAAGUUUGGUCAAUAAAUUUUUAAACGAUAACCUGUUUUCAUACCUGUUCAGGGGACCAUAUUAUCUUGACCGGCUCUACACUUAAGAAGUUGCAUUUCUAUACCCAUCAUAUGCACUUAGCUCACUUGAAUUCGUACACUUUUAUUGCAUUAAAAUGCAGCUGUGAAAUUUCUGUUUACAGAUUACUCUGAUGUGUUAUGAGUUGUUUAUGAAAUGAUUACUAACAGUUAAAUUUCUACAUGAAGAGGUGAAGCACACAAUGGGCUGAAAAUGCCUUCCAUCCUUGAUUUUUUGGCUGCAUUUUGUGUACUGCCCUGUCAUAAUAUCCAUAUCGUUCUCAAUCUCUGGUGAAUAAACUCUUCUACUCACUAAUAGUCAACUUAUUAGUGGCAGCUGCUUCUUUAUGAGGUGCUUCCGCUACCUCUAUUCCUGCUACUUCGGCAUUUUUGCAUAUGACAAAUCACCCGUAUUCUGUAGUCACCUUUCCACUUUUCGUGUCAAUGACUGCUCCGACCCCUCAUGAAAUCUGUCCCCAGUAUAGUUCGCUGUACGCAGGGGUUAAUACAAAGUAGUGAUGAAUUUUAUGGUUUCCUAUUUCAACAGCACAACCGCAACUUCGAAUGCAUGUCCGCCUACUAUAUUAAUUGACACUGCAUAUGGCCUUACACCGUAGCCUUGCUGUUGCCCUAUCAAUGAAACUACUACCCCUAUAUCGACUAGACAGAUCAGUUUUCCAUCACUUACUCGCAUUCCGAUAUACAUUGCCCGUUUAUCUAGUGACCAGUGACCUCUGGUCUUAACGGUAAGCAAAAAUAUACAUUGUGCCUUCUAUAAUUCUUGCAUUUCCACAACUCUAGGCAGUUCUGCCAGUGUCGUGUCUUUCUGCAAAGAAAGUGUGCAUCUUUUCUGUUGAUGUUUGUGUACAGAGAUGCUAUCUGCUGUUGAAGAUUUUCAAUUUCUUUCUUCAAAGAGUUUGCCUCAUGCCUUUCUACGGCCACUGCUGUUGUGCCCAUCAGCUAACAGGAAAUGUAUCUUAACACCAGUGUUUAUUGGCUGGCUGCAUUUACAAGUUUCAGCUGAUGUGCAGUGGCAGUUAACAUUCCACAAACUGUGCUACUGAAUCCUCAUCGAUGUUAAGUAGUGCUCUAUGAAUAGAACUCAUGGGUUUCAUCACUAGCACUAGUGGGUCUUCAUCUGCACCCAACCUCGCACGUGUGAACUCAUGUAUACGCUGUAUCCUAUCCGAAUGAACGUGAAACUCCACCACAAGCGAAGCCCGCAGAAUCUUCAGCACGUCACCUCCCUUGAUAUCCUUCAUCUAAUCGUAUGCCACUUCAUAGACCACCUUUGCCCAGUUUUUGGAGAGGUUCUUAACACAAACCGCUUCCGCUCUAGUUUCUUGGCUCCCACCAACUUCCCACCUCAUUUGAAAUUCUCGACUGCUGCAGGCCAAAGUAUCUUUAUCUAAGCGACACCAAUGAAGAGAAGUCCAACAGAGCAGUAUAUAUUGUUUAUUGAGAAGAUAUAACCGAUGAUGGUAAAAAUACUAAACAUUACAUUAUGGCUUCCGUUUACAAACAAUCUUUUGUUCUGCUCCUCAUUCUGUGAUGUGCUUGCUCUUUAUAUUUCUAUUUAAUAUUGUCUAUUCCUUUUACGUGGAUUCUCGUCAGUUGACCGCUACCACUUUCAACUUUGUUAUAAAUAUACUGCAUUCUUAUGAGUGGCUCUCACUACACAUGAUUUGUUUUCUGAUCUUUCUACAUUACUGUGGUGAGAUCGAACAUAACUUUAUUUUACAUUUUAUGCAUUACUAACUUUUACAAGUGCAGUGUUGUCAUUUCAAGCGUUUUCUCCACUUCACCGUUUCUGUUUUUGAAUCGAAUUUCCCUAGAAUGUAUAUUUCUAUCUGAUAUUUUGAUGAGCAUUACCUUUCGUAAUUACAUCGUGUGAAGGUAAUACUUCAUUGAGUGUCUUUCCAACUGCAUAAGCUUCAUCGUGGAGGGCAUUAAAUACAACAGGAUUUGAGUAUAUAUUUAUGAUCUGCAUAUUCAGAAAUAAACUGCCUUCUCCUUGACAACAGUUAUCUUCUCAUUAGUCUUUUUCUUGUUUUUAACUAGCCUUUUAUCAGAAUUCAUCUUAUGGUAAGACUGGCUCAGUCGUUG